Messenger RNA from Hemibagrus wyckioides, 1482 nucleotides. It is a transcript of the gene lgals3a, whose product is annotated as lectin, galactoside binding soluble 3a. Bases 234 to 1394 code for a protein of 386 amino acids. Gene Ontology annotation, molecular function: carbohydrate binding; laminin binding; IgE binding. Gene Ontology annotation, biological process: negative regulation of endocytosis; positive regulation of calcium ion import; negative regulation of extrinsic apoptotic signaling pathway. The record is from RefSeq and is a predicted model, not a curated record. Gene Ontology annotation, cellular component: nucleus; immunological synapse. The transcript is spliced from 6 exons. NCBI's taxonomy places the organism in Eukaryota, Metazoa, Chordata, Actinopteri, Siluriformes, Bagridae.
GCGUAGGGAGCAUUGUAAGCGAUGUGUUGUAGACUGUGUAGUGCGCUUAGGCAGGGAGCUAGAAUAGGUUUGGCACGGAACCUGAUUUAUUCUCGUCCUCAGCUCACUUCCGGCUUGUUGUGAGUGAGCGAGUUGGGAGUGAAUUUUGACUUGUUAGUGUGUGUGAGUGUGAAAUAGUGUGUAUUUGUGUUUGAGAGGAAAUACAGUGCGGAGUGUGUGAAGCUUCAACAGUCAUGGCUGAUUUCUCGUUAGCUGAUGCGAUAGGGGAUGAUGCCCCGAGUCAAGCAUCAAAAACUGCACAUGGGAAGCCGUCAGCCCCUACAGCCCCAGCUGCCCCCUCAUGGCCUGGUGCACCCCCUGCAGGCCCAGCUGCCCCCGCGUGGCCCGGUGCGACCCCAGCUGCCCCUGCAGGCCCAGCUGCCCCUGCAUGGCCCGGAUCGACCCCAGCUGCCUCUGCAUGGCCCGGAUCGACCCCAGCUGCCCCUGCUGGCCCAGCUGCCCCUGCAUGGCCUGGAGCGCCCCCUGCUGUACCUGGUGCCCCCGCUGCUCCUUCUUGGCCUGGGGCACCCCCGGCCGGCCCCACUGGCCCUGCUGCCCCUGCGUGGCCUGGUGUAGCCCCAGGUGGUCCAAACUUGCCCCCCUCUGGAGGUCCAGGCGCUCCUCCCCCUGCCCCAGGAGCUCCAGGCCAGUUUCCCAGCAUGCCAUCUGCCCCGGGCGGAUACCCCUCCGGCCCUGGGAUGCCAGGACAGUUUCCUGCUGCACCGGGGCAGUUUCCUGGAAUGUACCCCUCUCCUCCUGGGGCUCCUCAGGCUCCCUACCCUAACAUGCCCUACCAAGGGAACAUGUAUGGCCCAGGAGGCCCCGCCCCUUUUCCUCCUGCCACAGGGUUUUCUGGAGGAGUGUUCCCACCGGUGCCCCAUGGCUCAUGGGGACCGCCCACAGGCCCACCCACAGGACCCUAUGGAGGUCCCCCUGCUCCGGGAGGAAUGCUGCCAGUACCAUAUGAUCUGCCGCUCCAUGCUGGAAUUAUGCCACGUCUUCUGAUCACGAUAGUGGGAGAACCUGUACCUGGAGGAGAGAGGUUUCAGGUGGAUUUCAUGAAGGGUUCAGAUGUAGUUUUCCACUUUAACCCUCGGUUCUCUGAGCAGACCAUUGUCAGGAACUCCAACCUGUCUGGCUACUGGGGUCCAGAGGAGAGGGAGGGGGGAUUUCCCUUCGUCCAGGGACGACAGUUUGAGCUGAAGAUCCUGGUGGAUGAGGAUGUGUAUAAAGUGGCAGUAGAUGGAGUUCAUGUUCUGGAGUAUGAACACCGAGCAGGAGGAAUGGAGCAGGUCACACUGCUGAGGGUGUACGGAGAUGUGACCUUAUACAGCGUCGCUCCGUCCAUCAUCUAACUCGCACACACACACACACACACACACACACACACACACACACACACACACACACACUGUCUCUGUCUCUCUCACACACACACAUACA